Molecule: messenger RNA, 4545 nt
Organism: Spinacia oleracea (spinach)
Lineage: Eukaryota; Viridiplantae; Streptophyta; Magnoliopsida; Caryophyllales; Amaranthaceae
Exons: 24
Coding region: 253-4251 (1332 amino acids)
Cellular component (GO): nucleus
Molecular function (GO): ATP hydrolysis activity; zinc ion binding
Source: RefSeq, a predicted model, not a curated record
AAUUGAAGAGAGCAGAGAGUCAGAGACCUAUUUUGACAGGAAAUCUUUUACCCAAAAAUGCACAUAAUGAACAAAAUCUUGUCUUUGAUCUUCAUAAUAGAUUCUCGAAAAUCGAGAUGAUAAAAUUGAGUAUCAACAUUUUCUACAGUAGAACGAACAGAACCCCAUUUAUUUCUUCUCUUCUUUUUCUCUUCAAACCCAUAAACCGUCUUCUACUUCUACACAAGUCGCAAGCUUCAGUUUACAUUGAGGAUGGAAACAGACGUUGGAGAUUGGCCAAUAAGACAAAGAAGCAAUCGAAGUGGUUAUUGUGAACGCGACCAACAAAAGUGUUUAAAGAUCAUAGAGCCUAAUGAUCAUGUGUGGUCUACAAGUUUUGGUUCUAGGUUCAAGCAACAAGUGGAUGAUGAUAAUACUGAAUACCCUAGAACAUUUCACACUAAACAUUCUAUUACAUGGAUAAGAUCAGUGAAUGCAAGGCCAAGGGAGAGUUACAUUGAAGAUUACUUGGAAAAGGAUGUAAAUCUCGGUCAACCAGUUUCACGGUCAGAUUUUCAUCAGAGAAGAGGACAUCCUAAUGAUCCACCUUGUAGUAGCUAUCACCGGACAGAGGAUGUGGUUCCUGAUCAACCAUUUUCACGAUCAGUUUUUUCUGAAAGAAGAAGCAAAUAUUCUGAUGUUCUGUCAUACGAUUACCCGGAUGAGGAUGUGGUUCCGGCUCAACCCUUUUCACGACCUGAAAGAAGGAAUAGAUAUUCUGAUUGUCCAUCUUAUGAUCACUUAACAGAUCCUGUUCCGGUUCAACAAUUUUUACGAUCAAAAUUUCCUGAAAGAAGGAGCAGAUAUUCUGAUAGUCCUUAUGGUAAUUAUAGCCCAACAAAGGAUAUGGUUCCGGCUCAACUAUUUUCACGAUCAGACUCUCCUGAAAGGAGCAGAUAUACUUACCGUCCAGCUUAUGGUCGCCAAACAGAGGAUACGGUUCCGGAUCAACCAUUGUCGCGAUCAAAUUUCCGUGAAAGAAGAAGAUAUUCUAAUAAUAGCCCACCUCGUAGUAGACUUCGACGAGACUCAUCAACAUAUGAAGACUAUAAUGAUGAAGCAAGACCGAAUUUCAAGAGAAAGCGUCACGAGUAUCGUGCAAAACGUUGGGAGGACACAGAAGAACAUAACCGGCAUGGUCUUAAUAGAUCACCAAACAGGCAAAGUAUCGCUGCUUCAAGGAGAUCUUUCAAGUCAAUGACAAAUUUUAGAAAGUUUGAUGAUCAACCUAGAAAACAAGUUAGACAUACUAUAAGUAGUAAGUCGGAGGUACCUUCUUAUCGUUCGAAAGGAUUUGCUCCUGCACCUGUUUCCAACUCUGCAAAGGUGUUUGAGACGAAAUGCUCGAAAGGCAACGGAGAAGUUGAUUCUGCUAUUAAAUCUUCCAAAGAUAAUGCAGAAGCUAAGUUGAAGGUUAAAACAGAAUCAUCAAAAGAUAUUGCAGGAACCAUCCUUGCUAAGAAGCUUGUAAGAAAAUCGCCCAACAACGAUAAUGCAGAAGCUAAUCUUGGAAAGAAGCUUGCAACAAAAUCAUCCAAAGAAAAUGCAGAUGCUAAUCUUGGAAAGAAGAUUGCAACAAAGUUAUCCCAAGAAAAUGCAGAAGCUAAUGUUACAGAAAAGCUUGCAACAGAAUCGCUCAAUGAUGAUAAUGCAGAAGCUAGCAUCAGUAAGCUUGCAACAAAAUCAUCCGAAGAAAAAGAAGAAGCUAUCCUUGAAAAGAAGCUUGCAACAAAAUCGUCCCAUGAAAAUGCAGAAGCCAACUUUACAAAGAAGUUGGAAACCAAAUCAUGCAAAGAUAGUGAAGAAGCUAGCUUUACAAAGAGGCUAGAAACAAAGUCUUCAGAAUCAGAUCAUAAAGAAGUUGAACCCGAAAACCAGGAUGGUGUACAACAUGGAUCAUUGUUAUCAGAUCAUAAAGAAGUUAAACGGGAAAAAAAGGAUGGUGUUCAACAUGGAUCAUCGACGUUAUCAGAUCGUAAAGAAGUUAAACUCGAAAAACAGGAUGGUGUACAACAUGGAUCAUCGUCAUCAAAUCAUAAAGAUUCCGGAAUGACGAAAUUGAAGACCAAGAUUUCUUCUGAGAAAGAUGCUUCUGUCUGUCCUGUUAGACUUGCUAAAGAUUGUAAACUUAUUUGUUUUGCAAAAUGCACGAAUCCACUGAUUCCUCCCAUUCAGCCAUCUUCUUCUUGGAAUGUGGAUAUAGUUAAGAGUAGUUCCAUAAAAGGUCUUCAUGAGUUGCCACGGUUUCCACUUUUUCCAUUUUUCAAGGCAUCGAAUGAGAGAUCUGAAUCGUACCAGAAAAGUGAAUGGAUAAAAUUUUUGACUUUUCUGUACAAGAAUGAUAAAGUUGCAACUGUGGAACUUCCGAACCUGAAGGUUCAUGUACACCCCCCUAAACGCGACUAUAGCGUAACAGACGGUGGCUUGUAUUUUACCCAUGCUGUGGCAGCUUAUGAGUUGCGGGAAGUAUGUGACACCUCUGUUGACCAAAGACAUGCAGCAUCAGAUGCAUAUGUGAAGGGAAGUAGUUCAGCUGAAAAGGGGCCUUGUUCCUCUAUCUCCAAGUGUAAUGAGGCAGUCCAUAGUCGUCAGCCCUUUUCCGUGAAGGAAGAUGUUUCCACAGAAAGGACUUUUGUUCGUACAGACCCAAGUUAUUUGAAAACUCUUGGUCAGGCUCAUUCUGGCUGGAUCUUUGGUGCAAUUGCGGAGCUUGUUGAUAAUUCGAGGGAUGCAAGGGCAUCAAGGCUAGAGGUUGCUAUUGAGACUAUAUUUGAUAAGGCUGUGGGCUCUGAGAUUCCUAUGCUUUCUAUAAUUGAUGAUGGUGUUGGAAUGAACCACCAAGAUAUAUUGAGGAUGAUUUCAUUUGGGCACAAAGUACCAGAUGAUGAUAAUCAAGACCGUGUUGGGAGAUUUGGUGUUGGCUUUAAGACAGGUUCAAUGAGACUGGGGAGAGAUGCUCUAGUCUUAACACAGACAACCCAUUCUCGUUCUGUUGCUUUUCUUUCGCAAUCGUUGAAUGAGGGGAAAGACAAUGUGGAGAUACCUGUUGUCAGCUACUGUCGGCAAGCUCAGUGCAUGGACGUUGAUACAAGUGUACAGUCUGAAGCAUUAGCACAGCACAACUUGAAUGCGAUGAAGGAGUUCUCACCAUUUAAUGAGUAUCUAAUUGGGGAAAAAGCUGGCCUGUUUGGAGGAAAUACAGGAACACAGAUCUAUAUAUGGAAUCUUGAUAAAUGGGGAUCAGAUUAUACAUUGGAAUGGCAAGCAGGCAUGCGUGGUGGGAGCUCAUUUCACCAGGGUGACAUAUUUAUUCGUUCUAGACGUGUCAGAACUCGUCCUGGACAGACAAGUCGAAAGGUUCUUAUAGAUUAUUCACUUCGUUCUUAUUUGGAAGUCAUAUUUUUAGAGCCUAGAAUGAAGAUAUAUGUUCAAGGCUCAUUGGUUAAAAGUCGGCCCUUGUCCAAAUCUCUAAAUAGUACCACUUUGAUAAAUGGAGAAAUAAUGGGCAAACAAGUUCAGCUAACUCUUGGUCGCUGUCAGAUAGAGUGGGAUGAGGCAAACAGUGGAAUAUUCUUAUACUGGCAUGGCCGUCUAAUAGAGGCAUACAAGAGAGUCGGUGGCAUGAUUCACAGUGCUGAUAUGGGUCGAGGUGUAAUUGGUGUUAUCGAUGUAACUAAACUGAUGGAUGAUGGGAAUGGUGGAGUUUGGGUUCAUAGCAACAAACAAGCAUUCCAAGAUUGUGAACCAUAUGCUUUGCUUGAAGAAUGGUUGGGAAAGAAGGCAGAUGAAUACUGGGAUGCGUAUUUUGAUCCAGUACAGCUGAAAAAGGGCAAUGCUCGAUACAAACCUGAUAACGAAUGGGUGCAGUGUGACAAGUGUAGGAAGUGGAGAUUGUUAACUGGUAGCUCCGGCAGCAAGAAUCUACCUAAAGACUGGUUCUGUUACAUGGAACCUUUCAACGGAAGAUGUGAAAGUCCUGAAGUAAAGCCUGAUCGUGGAGUUAUCACAGUGGGGCUGAAGAGGUCAUCAGGUCAUGAUCCUAGCAUACCUGCGGACUGUGAAGGCAUACAGAUUGAUGAAAGCAGCAAACUUAUGGCCGAAGGAAAGGGUCAAGACAAGUCAAUCCAACCAGCGACAGAUGAUGAAGAGAUUAUUGCCUUUAAAAGGCGUAGAAGAAGUGCUCGAACCGGUAGGAAGUAUAUACAGGAUUAAUGAGUUUUAGCUGAUUUUUGAACUAGUUGGUAGGUAAGAAGGGUGAUAUGUUAGUACUUGCCAUUUUGGGCCUUUUGGCUUGUAUAUACCGAAUGGUGCAUUGCAAAUGUUUUGUACAGCAGGACCAACGUACAGAUUUACGGGUAUAUUCGAAUCAGGUGAACAAAUGUAAAGUUCAUUUAGUUUAAUUGAUUUUUUUGACUAAGCUUCUCAGUGAAUGGAGGUGUAAAAAGUAGUCAAGACUCAAGACUAUUGUAUUGACUUUCUCAGCUGGUGCUAAAUUUUGUUUGUCUA